GAACGUUUGAUGCGCACAUUUGUUCCUGUACGGUCAGUUUUUUUCUAGGACGCGAAUGUAGGAAGGAAGUGGUGCCUCGGGUUCUGUGUUGUUUCGAAAAUGUCACGUCUGACAAAAACAGAGCGCCUUGGAUGUAGAGAGAUACUGAAGUUAAUGUCAAAAGAUGACAUACUUUCACUUUUCCAUACAGUGACGAAUAAGAUGAUAGCUGCGGAGAAUAUUAAAGAGGCUAGGAAAGCGAUUCUGUCUUUCACAAAAAAUGCCGAGGAAUUCCUGAAAAGGAAGAAGGUUCAUCGUGAUCUCAUUUUCAAGUAUCUGGCCAUGCAAGGGGUGGCCAUGCCUUCGAACAGCGAGAAACUCGAGCUGGUGAAGAAGACACUGGAGCUUUGGUCCUGUGGGAAGAAGGCAGUGGUUGAUGAAAGCCUGCCAGAAGAGACAAAUGCCAGCAGACCGAGAGGGCCCACAGAGACACCAUCUGGUUCCACAGACAUGAAGACUGAGGUGGGCUUUGACCCACUGCUCCUUGGCCAUCAGUUCUGCCAGUGGUUUUUCCAGCUCUUAAACAGUCAGAACCCCACGCUGGGCCAGCAGCCUCAGGACUGGGGACCACAGCAUUUCUGGCCAAAUGCGAAGCUAAGUCUCCUCUACAGAUCUGGCAGUGAACAGCUGGAUGAGCUCCUGGGUGCUGAGCUGUUGGUGCUGGUAGGUGUAGCCGGGACCAUUCACAGAGGCACAAUCUGGCUGGGCAUUUUUGAGCAAAUAUUUGGCCUCAUUCGCUCCCCACUGGAAGCUAACAGCUGGAAGAUCAAGUUUAUUAACCUGAAGAUCAGAGGGCAGGAUGCUGUGGGUGGGACAGAGGUGGCAGCGCCUGCCUUGACUUAUACCGCCAAGGAACUGCAGUUUCUCUGCAGUUGAUGACACUCUCUUUUACAUUGGGGAAGGUUUGGCUGGGCAUGCGUUCUGUUUACACAUCACUUCAGGGCAGGCUGUGGAAACUUUACCGGCUGCAUCUGUAUCUAACAAUGUAACACAAAGAUCUCACUCAACUUGAGUUCCUAUUCCUUUUUCUGCUUUCAAGAAAAUGAAUGCCUGCUUCUUCUUCUUGUGCAAACAUUUUGCUUUAAACAUACUGUACAAUGAUGCAAAGCAUUUUGUGCUUUCAUAGCUGCAUUUUAUAAGAUAAAAUGUAAAUACAGAGAUGGAUGUGAUCUUGUAAAUAUGUAGCAUAUCAAAAAUAAAGGUUAUAGUAACACUU
This is a messenger RNA of Monopterus albus (swamp eel), 1255 nucleotides long. It is a transcript of the gene cunh3orf38, whose product is annotated as chromosome unknown C3orf38 homolog. The transcript has 5 exons. NCBI's taxonomy places the organism in Eukaryota, Metazoa, Chordata, Actinopteri, Synbranchiformes, Synbranchidae. The coding region runs from base 100 to 915 and encodes 271 amino acids. The record is from RefSeq and is a predicted model, not a curated record.